GUUAGGUGGCUUUGUUUUAGUGGACAGACUAUGCUAUUUUCCUAUCAACUUCACAAUAAUAUGGUGAACUGGGAAUUACAUUGAGAUAUGGUGUCAACUGGUCUGCAGAUAUUCUGAAUAAGUGCAUCAUGUUGAAGAUUGAAUGCUUGUUCGGCUGAGGCAGAGAGUUGUGAUAAACCAUGGUUCUUGACAGCUUAUCUUCUCCACAUCGGAGGACCCAAAGCCCACUGUCCUCAUUUAAGAAACAGUUCCCUACCCGUGAAGAGUUUGGAAGCUUGUCAACCCUUGUUCAACGGCACCGUUUUCUUCUAACUGCGCUUGUUCUUCUAGCUUUCCUGUGCUGUAUUUAUCUCUACUUUGCUAUCACUCUGGGAGCCACUGAAUCUUGCUCGGGGUUGACAGGAGCGCAAAAGGCAUUGUGUCGAUUGGAGGCAGCAAAAACAUCUGUAUCCAGAGGAAAACUGAAACAUUUCUGAGAAUUUUUUGACUUUUUUUUUUUUA
This is a messenger RNA of Telopea speciosissima, 501 nucleotides long. RefSeq lists its product as uncharacterized. The coding region runs from base 180 to 476 and encodes 98 amino acids. The transcript has 2 exons. The record is from RefSeq and is a predicted model, not a curated record. Lineage: Eukaryota; Viridiplantae; Streptophyta; Magnoliopsida; Proteales; Proteaceae.